Messenger RNA from Colletotrichum acutatum, 1756 nucleotides. RefSeq names its product agmatinase 1. The record is from RefSeq and is a predicted model, not a curated record. Bases 204 to 1400 code for a protein of 398 amino acids. Gene Ontology annotation, molecular function: agmatinase activity; metal ion binding. Lineage: Eukaryota; Fungi; Ascomycota; Sordariomycetes; Glomerellales; Glomerellaceae. The transcript has 9 exons.
UCAGGGAGCUCCUAUGGUGUGGCAUAAAAGAUUAUGCGUGGAGAAGAGCUGUCGAACUUUGACCAAUCUGCUUCUGAAAUAGAACGGGACCUUGCAGCUCGCCGAGAUUCAUAAAGUCAAGGCCAUUCCCCUACAUGGACUUUGAUUCUUGUCCUGAACAGUAGCUGCAAUUUGAAUUCACCGUACAGUCAACUGUUAGCACCAUGGUUUCUCGAAGCAUCCUCGCACUCUGCCUUGCGGCAACCGUUUUUGGUCACGGCGACCACGACGACCACCAGAAGUCCAUGUCCGGACCUCACCAGUCUCUCUGGUACAACACGAUCCCGGGUGACGGCGGUACUCAGGCCGACUCUGUAUUCUCGGGCAUUUCCACCUUUGGUCGUCUGCCGUACCAGUCGUGCCUGGGCGCAAAGAAUGUCAAGUAUGACAUUGCCUUCAUUGGAGCCCCCUUCGACACGGGUACUUCGUACCGCCCUGGUGCCCGUUUUGGCCCGUCAGGAAUCCGCCAGGGCUCGCGCCGUCUGAACCUCUACGGAGGCUACAAUGUGCCAUUGGCUACGAACCCUUUCAGCAGUUGGGCUACUGUUCUGGACUGCGGAGACAUUCCGGUCACAUCAUACGACAAUACGUGGGCUCUGCACCAGAUCGAAGAGGGACACUUUGAGAUCCUCUCGCGCCAGCCUGCCACAGACGCGGCGAAGAAGGGACCUGCGAAGAACGAGCGCACCCUGCCUCGUGUCAUCACUCUGGGUGGUGACCACACCAUCACGCUGCCUCUCCUGCGCUCUAUCAACCGUGCCUACGGUCCCGUGUCUGUCAUCCACUUUGACAGCCAUCUUGAUACCUGGCGCCCCAAGGUCUUUGGCGGGUCUCCCUCGGAGGUCGCCAGCAUCAACCACGGCACCUACUUCUACCAUGCCGCUCAGGAGGGUCUGCUGCGCAACGACUCCAACAUCCACGCUGGUAUCCGCACGACGCUCAGCGGACCCAGUGACUACGAGAACGACGGAUACUGCGGCUUCGAGAUUGUUGAGGCUCGCGAGAUUGACAAGAUUGGCACGGAUGGCAUCAUCAAGAAGAUCAUUGACCGUGUCGGCACAAAGAACCCGGUCUACCUCUCUUUGGAUAUCGACACGCUUGACCCUGCUUUCGCUCCUGCUACCGGUACCCCUGAGACGGGUGGCUGGUCCACUCGCGAGCUUCGCACCAUCCUUCGUGGACUGGAGGACCUCAACCUGAUUGCCGCUGAUAUCGUGGAGGUUGCUCCUGCUUACGAUACGAACGCCGAGCAUACCACCAUGGCCGCCGCGGAUGCGCUCUACGAGAUCAUGAGCAUCAUGGUCAAGCGCGGACCCCUCAGCGCCAUGGUCAACCAGACCGAGGUCUACGAGGAGCUUUGAGGGAGAGGUAUUACAGUAUGGUGGCAAGAAUGAAACAAGACGGCCCUUACGCAAUUAAGAGUAGGGAUAUAGGACGGAUUUUUGGUGGUAUGUGGUCCUCUCGACGGUACAGGCGUUGUCGCAGGUUGGAGUUGUGACUGCAAAAGUUGGUGGACGUUGGUUGUGGUUCAUAGGUGUGCGUUGGAUGUAGUCAAUGAAUGAACGCUUUUUGAAUCCGAGGAGUCCCUGAACCUAUCUCUAUGGCCCCAGACCAUCUUAAUAGACAGCCGAGUCCACAUCGAAGGUAUAGGUAGUAGAUUGCAACGAUACGUACUCAAGAAAGAGUCACGAGCAUCCAAGUGAAAUUCACAUUGGUC